GCUGGGGGGGCCGGGAGGGCAGAGGAGGGGCCCCGCGGCGCCUCCCCGACUUCGCAGCGCCGGGGACACCUCGCCAGGGGAGGGGGAAGCGCCGGGCGCAGCCGCCGGGCCCUGACUCCUGAUCUCCCGGCCCCCCCCCUCCCCCCUCCCCUCGUCCCGGUCCCCUCCCCUCCGGCCCCCGGGGAAGCCGCCACCCCCGGCCGGUCCCUCCUCCCCACCCCUUUCCCCCGACCGGGUGCCGCCGCCGAGAUUGGGCGAAUAGCGAGCAAAUACGUGCGCGUCUCGCUGCCUCCUCCGGCUGCCCGCUCCCUGCCCGCCGGAGCCCAGCCGCAGCCCCCCGAGGCGGGUGCCCAGUCCCGGCCGCUGCCCAGGCCCCGCCGCUCCUCCGCCCCGUCCCCUCCCGACGCAGGCCCGCAGCCCCCAGCGGGAAAGGCCCAGGCCGUCGCCGCCGAGCCCCAGCCCCAAGCCCAGCCCGACAUGAACCACCAUCAGCAGCAGCAGCAGCAGCACCAGAAGCCCGGGGAGCAGCAGCUGAGCGAGCCCGAGGACAUGGAGAUGGAAGCUGGAGAUGCAGAUGAUCCUCCAAGAAUUACUCAAAAUCCUGUCAUUAAUGGGAAUGUAGCAAUGGCUGAUGGACAUAAUAACACCGAAGAAGACAUGGAAGAUGAUACAAGUUGGCGAUCGGAAGCAACAUUUCAGUUUACAGUCGAACGCUUCAACAGAUUGAGCGAGUCAGUUCUCAGUCCUCCCUGCUUUGUACGGAAUUUGCCAUGGAAGAUAAUGGUUAUGCCACGACUCUACCCGGACAGACCACACCAAAAAAGUGUAGGAUUCUUCCUACAGUGCAAUGCUGAAUCUGACUCCACGUCGUGGUCUUGUCAUGCGCAAGCAGUUCUCAAGAUAAUAAACUACAAAGAUGAUGAAAAAUCAUUCAGCCGUCGUAUUAGUCACUUGUUCUUUCAUAAGGAAAAUGACUGGGGCUUUUCCAACUUUAUGGCCUGGAGUGAAGUUACUGAUCCUGAAAAAGGCUUUAUAGAAGAGGACAAAGUUACUUUUGAAGUCUACGUUCAAGCAGAUGCUCCACAUGGAGUGGCGUGGGAUUCAAAGAAGCACACAGGAUAUGUUGGCUUGAAGAACCAGGGAGCAACUUGUUACAUGAACAGUUUGUUACAGACUUUAUUUUUCACAAAUCAACUACGAAAGGCGGUGUACAUGAUGCCCACUGAAGGAGAUGAUUCAUCCAAAAGUGUUCCUCUAGCAUUGCAAAGAGUGUUUUAUGAGCUGCAACAUAGUGACAAACCAGUUGGAACUAAAAAGUUAACAAAAUCUUUUGGGUGGGAAACUUUAGACAGCUUCAUGCAACACGAUGUCCAGGAAUUAUGUCGAGUGCUGCUUGAUAACGUGGAAAAUAAAAUGAAAGGCACGUGUGUAGAAGGCACUAUUCCUAAAUUGUUCAGAGGAAAGAUGGUGUCUUAUAUCCAAUGCAAACACGUAGACUAUCGAUCUGAACGAAUAGAAGAUUAUUAUGACAUCCAACUAAGUAUAAAGGGAAAGAAAAAUAUUUUCGAGUCCUUCAUUGACUAUGUUGCAGUGGAACAGUUGGACGGUGAUAACAAGUAUGAUGCAGGAGAACAUGGCUUGCAGGAGGCAGAGAAAGGUGUAAAGUUUCUCACGUUGCCACCAGUGUUACACCUACAGCUCAUGAGAUUUAUGUAUGAUCCUCAGACUGACCAGAACAUCAAGAUAAAUGAUAGGUUUGAGUUUCCUGAACAGUUGCCACUAGAUGAAUUUUUGCAAAAAACAGAUCCUAAAGAUCCUGCAAAUUACAUUCUUCAUGCAGUUCUCGUACACAGUGGAGAUAACCAUGGUGGACACUAUGUUGUUUACUUAAAUCCAAAGGGUGAUGGCAAAUGGUGUAAAUUUGAUGACGAUGUUGUAUCAAGAUGUACAAAGGAAGAAGCAAUUGAACACAACUACGGAGGCCAUGACGAUGACUUAUCUGUACGACACUGUACUAAUGCAUACAUGUUGGUUUACAUCAGGGAAUCAAAAUUAAGUGAAGUUUUGCAGCCUGUCACAGACCAUGAUAUUCCUCAACAACUUGUAGAAAGGCUACAAGAAGAGAAAAGAAUAGAGGCUCAGAAGAGGAAGGAGAGGCAGGAAGCUCAUCUCUACAUGCAAGUGCAGAUAGUAGCAGAGGAUCAGUUCUGUGGCCACCAAGGCAAUGAUAUGUACGAUGAAGAAAAAGUGAAGUAUACUGUUUUCAAAGUAUUAAAAAACUCCACGCUUACGGAAUUUGUUCAAAACCUCUCUCAAACAAUGGGAUUUCCGCAGGAUCAGAUCAGAUUAUGGCCAAUGCAAGCUAGAAGUAAUGGAACGAAAAGACCUGCAAUGUUAGAUAAUGAAGCAGAUGGCAAUAAAACAAUGAUUGAGCUCAGUGACAAUGAAAAUCCAUGGACAAUAUUUUUGGAAACAGUAGAUCCAGAGAUGGCUGCUACUGGAGCAACAUUACCCAAGUUUGAUAAAGAUCAUGAUGUAAUGCUGUUCCUGAAAAUGUAUGAUCCGAAGACUCGGAGUUUGAAUUAUUGUGGACAUAUCUACACACCUAUAUCCUGUAAAAUACGUGACUUGCUUCCAGUUAUGUGUGAGAGAGCAGGAUUUCCACAAGAAACUAACCUUAUCCUCUAUGAGGAAGUUAAACCCAAUUUAACAGAAAGGAUUCAAGACUAUGAUGUAUCUCUUGAUAAAGCUCUUGAUGAACUCAUGGAUGGUGACAUCAUAGUGUUUCAGAAGGAUGAUCCAGAAAAUGAUAACAGCGAACUACCAACAGCUAAAGAAUACUUCAGAGACCUCUAUCAUCGAGUGGAUGUCAUUUUCUGUGAUAAAACCAUCCCCAAUGACCCUGGCUUUGUUGUUACUUUAUCCAAUAGAAUGAACUACUUUCAGGUUGCAAAGACAGUUGCACAAAGACUUAAUACGGAUCCAAUGCUAUUACAGUUUUUCAAGUCUCAAGGUUAUAGGGAUGGCCCUGGCAAUCCUCUUAGGCAUAAUUAUGAAGGUACUUUAAGAGAUCUUCUGCAGUUCUUCAAGCCUAGGCAACCUAAAAAACUUUACUAUCAACAGCUCAAAAUGAAAAUAACUGAUUUUGAAAACAGAAGAAGUUUUAAAUGCAUAUGGCUAAAUAGCCAGUUUAGGGAAGAGGAAAUAACAGUAUAUCCAGAUAAGCAUGGGUGUGUGCGGGACCUGUUAGAAGAAUGUAAAAAAGUUGUAGAACUCUCUGAAAAAGGUUCAGGGAAAUUAAGGCUGCUAGAAAUUGUAAGUUACAAAAUAAUUGGUGUCCAUCAGGAAGAUGAGCUGUUAGAGUGUUUGUCACCUGCAACAAGUCGAACGUUUCGAAUAGAGGAAAUUCCUCUGGACCAGGUAGAUAUAGAUAAAGAAAAUGAGAUGCUAAUCACAGUGGCACAUUUCCACAAAGAGGUUUUUGGGACAUUUGGAAUUCCAUUCUUGCUGAGGAUACACCAGGGUGAACACUUCAGAGAAGUUAUGAAGCGGAUUCAGACAAUGCUGGACAUACAAGAAAAAGAAUUUGAAAAGUUUAAAUUUGCAAUUGUAAUGAUGGGCCGACACCAAUAUCUCAAUGAAGAUGAGUAUGAAGUGAACUUGAAAGAUUUUGAGCCCCAACCUGGCAACAUGUCUCAUCCAAGGCCAUGGCUAGGGCUUGACCAUUUCAAUAAAGCCCCAAAGAGAAGUCGCUACACUUACCUUGAAAAAGCUAUUAAAAUCCAUAACUGACUUACAUAACCAGAUUGUCAAGGCAAGGGACAAAAAUAAGUGUGUGUGUGCACCUUUUUAACAACUGUAGAACUUUGGUACACGUGCACUAUAUCUGAAGUCUUCAGCAAGAGGAUUUGCUGCUGAUGUUAAUUUUAUUUUGUUGAGGCUGUUCAGUUUGGCUUCUCUGUAUCUAUUGACUGCCCUUUUUGAGCAAAAUGAAGGUGUUUUUAUAAAGCUUGGAUGCCAAUGAGAGUUAUUUUAUGGUAAACGUAAUGCAAGGCAAUUGUCAGCAUAAUGAGGGAAGAGUUUAGUAGAACAGUUGACAUUGGCAAAAUAUUUGUCUGUAGUACGUUUAUAGAUGGCAUAAGCUGGCUGGCUGCCCUUCCUGGUAUGGUUUUCACCAUCACUGCAGCUAGUAAGUCUUAUGUUUAGACUCACAUCAGAUUUAUUUCCUUCAGUUAUACUUUAAAUGACAUUUUUGUGCAUUUGUAAAUGCAAAAAACUCACAUCAUCAAUAAAUAGCAAUCUCUACUUCAUUGUGUACAUUGUUGGCACUUAUUCGGGAUUUUUGUCUCCUCCAGCUGCAUAGAAUCCUUUUUUAAUAAACUAGUUUUCAUUUAAUUUAGUCACUACUUUGCAUCCUGUUUUGCCAAGUGGAUGCCCUGACUCCUAAAAUGAGAUAUUUGGGUCUUUUUAUUAAAUUUUCAACCAUUGUUGAAUACAGUUGCAAUUUAUUAUGCCAUCUUCUGGGAAAUAGAAUGACACUCAAAGUUGGCAAAAGCAAGUGAAAGGAUUAUAAAUAUCAUUAAUUUAGUUAAUAUGGGAAGAGAUGGGGAAAACACAAGAAAUAGCCUUUUAGCACAGAGGGGCAUGCUCACUAGUAUUUAGUAAGCUGUUGACUUUGUAUAAAAAAGGAGGAAAAAAAAGAAAAAAAGUAAAACUGAAAUUGUAUAUUUAAUGAAUGAACAUGUACAAUUUAACACUUGGAGGUUAAUUUUGUUGGGUGAUUCUGCAAGUGAAUUUCACUGAUGUUGAUAUUCAUUGUGUGUAGUUUUAUUUCAGUCCCCAGACUGCUUCCUUUUAUUUUGGAGCUAAUGCCAGCCGCGUGUCUAGUUUUGAGUGCAGUAAAGAUAGAAUCAGCAAUUCACACUUAAUUUUACAUUUUUUUCCAGUAUUUUAUUUUGUUUCUGUAGCCGCAGUGUACAACAACUCUUCCUGUAUAUUGCCUUUUUUUGCUGGAAAAUGUUGUAUGUUGAAUAAAAUUUUC
Cygnus olor (mute swan) is the source of this 5041-nucleotide messenger RNA. RefSeq names its product ubiquitin specific peptidase 7 (gene USP7). Gene Ontology annotation, cellular component: nucleus; cytosol. NCBI's taxonomy places the organism in Eukaryota, Metazoa, Chordata, Aves, Anseriformes, Anatidae. The transcript is spliced from 31 exons. Bases 478 to 3792 code for a protein of 1104 amino acids. Gene Ontology annotation, molecular function: protein binding; cysteine-type deubiquitinase activity; cysteine-type endopeptidase activity. Gene Ontology annotation, biological process: protein deubiquitination; regulation of protein stability. The record is from RefSeq and is a predicted model, not a curated record.